Molecule: messenger RNA, 918 nt
Organism: Pipistrellus nathusii (Nathusius's pipistrelle)
Lineage: Eukaryota; Metazoa; Chordata; Mammalia; Chiroptera; Vespertilionidae
Source: the annotation of a GenBank genome assembly
AUGACCAACCAGUACAGCAUCCUCUUCAAGCAGGAGCAAGCCCACGAUGACGCCAUCUGGUCGGUGGCCUGGGGCACCAACAAGAAGGAGCUGGCGGAGACGGUGGUCACCGGGUCCCUGGACGACCUGGUGAAGGUCUGGAAGUGGCGUGACGAGCGGCUGGAGCUGCAGUGGAGCCUGGAGGGCCACCAGCUGGGCGUCGUGUCCGUGGACAUCAGCCACACGCUGCCCGUGGCCGCCUCCAGCUCCCUGGACGCCCACAUCCGGCUCUGGGACCUGGAGAACGGCAAGCAGAUCAAGUCCAUCGACGCGGGGCCGGUGGACGCCUGGACGCUGGCCUUCUCGCCCGACUCCCAGCACCUGGCCACGGGCACGCACGUGGGGAAGGUGAACAUCUUCGGGGUAGAGAGCGGGAAGAAGGAGUACUCGCUGGACACCCGCGGCAAGUUCAUCCUCAGCAUCGCCUACAGCCCCGACGGGAAGUACCUGGCCAGCGGCGCCAUCGACGGCAUCAUCAACAUCUUCGACAUCGCGACCGGGAAGCUGCUGCACACGCUGGAGGGCCACGCCAUGCCCAUCCGCUCCCUGACCUUCUCCCCGGACUCCCAGCUGCUCGUCACGGCCUCGGACGACGGCUACAUCAAGAUCUACGACGUACAACAUGCCAACCUGGCGGGCACCCUGAGCGGCCACGGGUCCUGGGUGCUGAACGUGGCCUUCUGUCCGGACAACACGCACUUUGUCUCCAGCUCGUCGGACAAGAGUGUGAAAGUGUGGGACGCGGGGACGAGGACGUGUGUUCACACCUUCUUCGAUCACCAGGAUCAGGUCUGGGGGGUGAGGUACAACGGAAACGGCUCAAAAAUCGUGUCGGUUGGAGACGACCAGGAGAUUCACGUCUACGACUGCCCCAUCUGA